Molecule: messenger RNA, 849 nt
Organism: Penicillium angulare
Lineage: Eukaryota; Fungi; Ascomycota; Eurotiomycetes; Eurotiales; Aspergillaceae
Exons: 5
Coding region: 1-849 (282 amino acids)
Cellular component (GO): 90S preribosome; nucleus
Source: RefSeq, a predicted model, not a curated record
AUGACUGAAAAGGUGGAACAGAAAGGCCUUGCUAGUAAGCUAGACAAGAAGCGCAAGAGACAAGCAGAAGAAUCUACCAAGCAAGACAAACCGGACCCAGCUCCCACCGCAACGCCAGCCGCUUCAGCCGAUGCCUCCAAUAAGAAGAAGCGCAAGAAGGGAAAGCAGGGCAAUAACCAGUCCGAACAAACCGUGAUCAGCCAAGAUUGCAAGGAUGGAAUCGAUGAGUCAAUUGGCAAAAUGGAUGGGAGGCUCCUUGCCGAUUAUUUUGCUCAACGAGCGCAGAAACUUGACAAGGAAUUAUCCGCGGUGGAGUUGAAUGAUCUUUCCGUCUCUGACUCUACUUUCCUCGAUACAUCCUCCUUCUCUGAACCUCGAUCACUUGAUAACCUCCCUCAAUUCCUACAAAAAUAUCGCUCCAAGGGCACCGAUCUUUCAAAAUCUCCCGAUCUGAAUGGCACACCCCACACACUAGUCAUUACCGGUGCUGGUUUAAGAGCAGCUAAUAUUGUCAGGGCUCUUCGAUCAUUCCAAAAUAAAGAGUCUAUCGUUGGGAAACUCUUCGCGAAGCACAUCAAGCUAGACGAAGCCAAGCAAUUCCUUCAGCGAGCACAAAUGGGUAUCGGUGUCGGCACACCAACUCGCAUUUCUGAUUUGAUCGAGUCCGGUGAUCUCAAAUUGAAUGAACUUCAACGUGUUGUGAUCGACGGAUCCCAUAUCGACCAAAAGCAGCGAGGAAUCUUUGAUAUGAAAGAUACACAUUUCCCCCUCCUGAAGCUUCUCACCCAACCCCGAUUGCGUGAGCGCUCUGAUUCAAAGGACAAGAAAUUACAGAUAUUGGUGUUUUAG